Molecule: messenger RNA, 1260 nt
Organism: Closterium sp. NIES-65
Lineage: Eukaryota; Viridiplantae; Streptophyta; Zygnematophyceae; Desmidiales; Closteriaceae
Source: the annotation of a GenBank genome assembly
AUGGCUACGCUAGCUUGCCCUAAGGCGACUGUUGCCUUCGCUGCUCGCACCAAUGCCGCUUCUCGACCAGCGGCAUCUGCGGCGGUCUCCGCGGCUCCCGUGAGCAGCAGAAGCGCUCGCCUUGCCGGAUCCCUCUCCGCUUCCGCAGCCGCCGCUGCCGCUGCGUGCUCCAGCAAAGAACUCUUCUCCACUCCUGUAGCGCACUCACGCGAACAUCACGGCGCAAUUCGCGCCAUAUCUCGCGGGGCUGUUCGGGUGGACGCUAGCGUGGCGCGGCGCAAAGUGCUGAUCGUUAACACUAACGGCGGAGGCCACGCGGUGAUUGGCUUCGCGCUGGCCCGUCAGUUAGCGACGGCCGGCCACUCGGUGACGAUCAUGACCGUUGGCGAUCGCAACUCCGAUAAGAUGAAGAAGCUGCCCUUCUCGCGCUUCUCGGAGCUCCGCGCGGAGGGCGUGCGCACGGAGUGGGGCGACCCGGCGCGGCUGUCCGCCGUGUUCGGCGCGACCGGGGGCUUCGACGUGGUGCUGGAUAACAACGGCAAGGACCUCGAUACCGUCAAGCCCGUGGCGGACUGGGCGAGCGCGGCGGGCGUGCGGCAGUUCCUGUUCAUCAGCAGCGCGGGCAUCUACACGCCCUCGUCCGAGCCCCCGCACGUCGAAGGGGACGCGGUGAAGGAGAGCUCGGGGCACGCGCAGGUGGAGAAGUACCUGGCGGGCAAGGCGUGGGGCGACGGGUGGGCGGCGUUCCGCCCGCAGUACAUCACGGGGUCGGGCAACAACAAGGACUGCGAAGAGUGGUUCUUCGACCGCAUCGUGAGGGGGCGGCCGGUGCCGAUCCCAUCGCCGGGCAUUCAGCUGACGGUGGUGGCGCAUGUGGACGACAUAGCGCGCAUGAUUGCCCUCGCCAUUGACUACCCGCAGGACGCCAAGGGUCAGAUCUUCAAUGCGGUGGGCGGCAGAGCGGUGACGUUUGAUGGGCUCGCUCGCAUGUGCGCCAACGCUGCUGGCCACGCCUCGUCACUCAAGAUUGUGCAUUAUGAUCCCAAGGCUGCUGGGGUAGACGCCAAGAAGGCAUUCCCCUUCCGCAACAUGCACUUCUAUUCGGAGCCCCGCAAUGCGCGGGAGAGGCUUGGCUUUAAGAGCUUCACGGAUCUGCAGACUGUUCUGAACCAGCGGUACAUUGACUACGUGGCGGCUGGGAGGGACAAGAAGGAUGCCAAGUUUGAGGUGGACGACAAGAUCCUAGCUUCAGCUAAAUAG